This is a messenger RNA of Hypoxylon trugodes, 1713 nucleotides long. Its product is annotated as Arylsulphatase. The record is from RefSeq and is a predicted model, not a curated record. Gene Ontology annotation, molecular function: N-acetylglucosamine-6-sulfatase activity; glycosaminoglycan binding; arylsulfatase activity. Bases 1 to 1713 code for a protein of 570 amino acids. The transcript has 2 exons. Lineage: Eukaryota; Fungi; Ascomycota; Sordariomycetes; Xylariales; Hypoxylaceae. Gene Ontology annotation, biological process: phenol-containing compound metabolic process.
AUGGUACUUGAGGAUAGCAAAACAACUCAACUACGACAGCAACCAAAUAUCAUAUUCAUACUUACGGACGAUCAAGAUCUUCAUUUGAACUCUCUUGAGUAUAUGCCUUUCGUGGAUCAACACUUAACGAAACAUGGCACGUCCUUCAAACGACAUUUUUGCACCACCGCUCUUUGUUGCCCUUCACGGGUCACUAUUUUCUCUGGGAAAUUGUCGCAUAACACGAAUGUUACUAAUGUAGUACCUCCGUACGGAGGUUAUCCAAAAUUCGUCAGUCAAGGACUUAAUGAUAAAUAUCUUCCUGUCUGGCUACAAAAUCAUGGCUACAAUACGUACUAUACUGGCAAAUUAUUUAAUGCGCACUCUGUCCAAAACUACCACUCUCCAUAUGCGGCUGGCUGGACUUCUUCUGAUUUCCUGCUUGAUCCGUUCACAUACUCCUAUAUGAAUUCGACUUAUCAGCGAAACCAAGACCCACCAGUCAGUUAUGAAGGGCGGCACAGCGUUGAUGUGCUAGCAGAGAAGGCAUUGGGCCUUCUAGAUGAAGCGGUUGAAGCAGAAAAGCCAUUCUUCUUAGGAAUUGCGCCCAUCGGCCCACAUGCGAAUAUUUGGGCUCCUGGCUUUAAGGACGGCAAUCAUAGUGACCUAACAGAGGUUGACUUCUCACCACCGGUGCCAGCGGAAAGACAUGCCAAGCUUUUCGAAGGCGUCAAGGUUCCGAGAACCGCAAAUUUCAACCCCGAUAAGCCAUCAGGCGCUAGUUGGAUUCGAAAGCUACCCAUGCAGAGCCAGGAGACUGUUGAUUACAAUGACCAUUAUUAUAGACAACGACUCCGAACCCUCCAAAGCGUUGACGAAAUGGUUGAUUCCAUAUUUAGCCGCUUAGAAGAUUUGAAAUUACUCGACAACACAUAUAUCAUUUACACGACGGAUAAUGGGUAUCAUAUUGGUCAACAUCGGAUGCAGCCCGCCAAGCAAUGCAGCUUCGAGGAGGACAUCAAUAUCCCAUUGAUAAUCAGGGGCCCCGGAGUUCCCGAGAGUUCGGAAACUGAUAUUAUAACCACCCAUACCGAUCUCGCACCUACUAUCCUAGAAUUAGUAGGUGCCCCUUUGAGGGAUGACUUCGAUGGACUUUCAAUCCCACUUACGGAGGAAAGCUUGGCGCAGGCUGCCGAAACCCGCCAUGAACACGUAACAGUGGAACACUGGGGAUUCGCCUCUAAUGAGGGUCAAGUGCUCGAUUCAUAUCCGAGGCUUCAUAUGAACAAUACUUACAAGGCUCUCCGUGUCAUUAGUACGGAGUAUGACCUCCAUUAUCAGGUUUGGUGUAAUAACGAGCGCGAGUUACACGACCUAAAAACGGACCCGGGGCAAAUGGUCAAUCUCUUGCAUCCCGACGAAGUCGCUCCAGAAAUGAUAGCUGGCGCGCCAUUUGAAAAGGUCGUUAGCAGGUUGGACUCCUUGCUCUUCGUAUUGAAGAGUUGUAAGGCAGAAGAGUGCAUUUGUCCUUGGCAAGCUCUUCACCCGGCCGGCAAUGUUGAUAGCCUGAGAGAAGCGCUUUCUCCGCGCUUUGAUGCUUUCUACGAAGAUAAAUCGCGAAAGGUUGAUUUCGAUAGAUGCGAAAUGGGAUUCAUACUUGAUGCCGAGGGGCCGCAAUUCGAGAAGGACGGUCUUCUCCCUAUUUUCGACCCAAAUUGGCAUGAAUGGACCUAG